CCUUGGUACGACCCAUUCUCCAACAUGGCGCAGGAAAUCUUGGAGUCGCUGUGUAGUGCCAAAAAACUGGACAGGGACCGCGGUUUGACGGAGCUGAAGAGCUUCUUGGGCAAAGACAACGAAGCCGAAGCCGUCCAGCUCGUAGAAGAAGCGCUGGGAAAUGUCCUGAGGGACGCCGCGGUGCCAUGGGAGAGUCGGCAUGGCAGUCUGAUGGGGUCCAAGUUGACGGUGAAACAUCGCCUCUGUUCCAACGAGUUUGCGGAGUUGUGUGGGGAGAGGGCGGUAGGGAUGCUGACAGACGACGAAGUUCGGGUCCGAAUAGCUGCGGGUGAGCUGCUAGGUGAGUUGUGCAGGAGAGACGGUGUCCAGGUGUACCUCAGGUGUAAGGACACCAUCCUGCAGGGUGUGGCCACAAACCUGGAGAGGGAUACCUCGGCAGACCUCAGCACAGAGGAACAGAGGGAGAAGGACAAGCUGAUGGAGAAAUUGUUUGGAACACAAGCUAAAGAAAUCUCAGAUGCACAGCAGAUCUUCCAUGACACAGCCGGCUGGAGACAUCUGGAAACCUGGAUGAAGUGUUUGCAGGAAGUUAUUGAGGGCUGUGGUUCCCAGUUCAACCCCCACGUGACCCAGUCCCUCCUGGACCUGCUGUUCCAGGCCCUGACACACACCAACAGGUUUGUGCGCGAGACGGGCUUCAAUGUCUGCGGGAGUCUGGUCACCUGCUCGCUUCAACAGGAAGAUGGAGGUACAGUACUCCAGGAGUCAGACACCAUACUGUUACAUGGGCAGCAGCUGGCUGAGCACUUUGCCACAGGACUCGCUGACAACUGGAGUCAGGUAAGAAUGGCGGCAUCAGUUGCCACCAGGAAGUUUCUCCUGAGCAUGCCCAGUGAAGAAGUGCGUAAGAAGUACUACCCCCUGCUUCUUCCCAGACUCUGUCUCAACAGGUAUUACGUAGCAGAAGGAGUGCGUAUCUACUCCCAGGAGACAUGGAAGCAGGUGACCCAGACAGAGGGGAAGGCCUUAGUAGAGGAGCAUAUCGCUCAAGUGGUUGAGUAUUAUUUGGAGGCCACCACAGCAGAUAACCAUGCUGUAAGAGAGGCAGCCUGUGCCUGCAUAGCUGAGUUAGGCUCCAAGAUCAACAGAGACGUGGUGCGUCCCCACGUGCCGACCCUGAUCCAAGCCCUGUUAGAGUCCUUCAAAGAUGACAGCUGGCCUGUCAGGGACGCUGCAUGUGUAGCUUGUGGAAACUUUAUCCAGUGCUUCCCCGAGGAGUGCAGGCCACAGAUGGACAGUUUGUACCCACUGUUUUUUGCUAAUCUCCAAGACAACAUCCCAUCGGUGAGACAGGGGGCAGCUGUAGCACUGGCCAAUGUUGCCAGGGCCUAUGGAGCCGAGUCUCUACAGUUCCUACUCCAGAAGGCGCGGGAAGGUUUAGAGGGAAUAGAGAACCAGCCAGCGUCUACAGAGAAAUACUCCGGACUAGACAAGGGCCCGGCCACCUACGGAGUCGUCAAGAAACUUCGAGACAAUGACAUGGACUUGCACACCAACCAAACGAUGUACUCGUGUGGGUCGCUUGCACCCAAGAUGGGGCGUGGCCGGACUGGUGGCUGCAUGGACCACCAGUUCAGGAAACCUGCAGAACCAUGGGAGCUCACGGAGGGCUGUGUGCACCUGCUGGCUGAGUUAUCCCAGAUCCCGGCAGCUGUACAGCAGGUGGCAGAGCUGCUGCCCCUUGUCGCCCAGGCAGCUGCAAAGCACCACUACCCACAACACCCGGUUCUGCUGGAAACCGUCUGCAAACAGCUUCCAGUGAUAGGAAGGGGAGUGAGUAAGCAGUUGUUCAAGAAGAAGUUAGAAGAUUUCCUGGAUCCCAUCUUUUACAGCUUGUCCAGUGAUAACCAGCUGACGUGCAGCGCGGCUGCGGAGUGCCUGCUGCAGCUGUCCCACUUCCUGGGCCCAAACAUCCUGCGGGGGAGGGUGGAGAUGCACAACCCACAUUACCUGGAUCAGCUUGACAAGAUAGCACCUGGACAUCCAUCUUCUAUAAUGUGAGAACAGCAGUA
Molecule: messenger RNA, 2072 nt
Organism: Branchiostoma floridae (Florida lancelet)
Lineage: Eukaryota; Metazoa; Chordata; Leptocardii; Amphioxiformes; Branchiostomatidae
Exons: 17
Coding region: 25-2061 (678 amino acids)
Biological process (GO): protein dephosphorylation
Cellular component (GO): cytoplasm; protein phosphatase type 2A complex
Molecular function (GO): protein binding; protein phosphatase regulator activity
Source: RefSeq, a predicted model, not a curated record